Messenger RNA from Ornithorhynchus anatinus (platypus), 3513 nucleotides. It is a transcript of the gene NEK5, whose product is annotated as NIMA related kinase 5. The record is from RefSeq and is a predicted model, not a curated record. Gene Ontology annotation, molecular function: ATP binding; protein kinase activity. The transcript is spliced from 20 exons. The coding region runs from base 768 to 3065 and encodes 765 amino acids. Gene Ontology annotation, biological process: protein phosphorylation. Lineage: Eukaryota; Metazoa; Chordata; Mammalia; Monotremata; Ornithorhynchidae.
GACUCCCAAGCCCGGGCUCUUUCCACUGAGCCACACUGCUUCUCUAGUAUUUAUUGGGCAUAUACCAUGUGCUAUUACCACAGUAUGAGUAUUAUUGUGUGCUUAUGUGCUUGGGAAUGUACAGUGCAACAGAUUUGGUGGACACGACCCCUACCUGCUAGUUCUUUACAGUAUGUUGGAGAAGAGAGACAUUAAAAUAAAUGACAGAGAGGGGAAGUGGCAGUGUAAAAGGAGAGAAGUUUUCUUGCUCCUCGCAGUUGUGGCUCAGCCAUCUCUAAUCCAGCAGCUACAACCUCCCCAACAGUUGGGGUAUCAUAGUACCCCAGAAUUCUUGCACAUCCUGCUUCCCUUUUUAAAUCUACAGGAAUGGGGAAUAUUGUGUGAUGGUCCCAGCCAAUGUAGAUUGGGUGGUCGUUUAGGGUUAAAGGCCAUUUUGGAAGGAAACUUUUUGAGCCCCAUGAAAGAAAGGGGUUGGGUCUGAUUUAAUUGUAUUGGCUAUACCCCAGCACUUAGUGCAGGGCUUGACACAAAGUAAGAACUUAAAUAAUAUUAUUAUUACUAGCAAUAAUAAUAAUAAUGGCUUUUAUCAAGAAGUUCCUUGGGAAUGGGGAGAUCUGAGGGUAAGUGCACUAUACACAACAAAUACAGCAAGAUUUAACAUUUCUGAUUAUAAUUGCAUGAAUCUCUUAAUUUUGUUAAUGUGCCAAAUAAAGUAUGAAUCAUUCUCUAUUUCCUAACUUUAGACAUUAUCCAACAAUAAGUAAAUCAUGGAUAAAUAUGACAUAAUUAAAAUGAUUGGGGAAGGAGCAUUUGGAAAAGCAUUCUUGGCAAGAGGAAAAGCAGAUAACCAGCAAUGUGUUAUCAAAGAAAUCAAUUUAACAAAGAUGCCAAUUCAAGAAAAAGAAGCUUCUCAGAAAGAAGUCAUCCUUCUGGCCAAGAUGAAACAUCCCAAUAUUGUAGCGUUCUUUAGUUCUCUGCAAGAGAAGAACAAGCUGUAUAUUGUAAUGGAAUACUGUGAUGGGGGUGACCUAAUGAGAAGAAUAAAUAGCCAAAGAGGAGUGCUGUUUUCUGAAGAGCAGAUUCUGGGUUGGUUUGUGCAGAUCUCUCUAGGACUGAAACAUAUCCAUGACCGGAAGAUCUUACACAGAGACAUAAAAGCCCAGAAUAUUUUUCUCAGCCAUAAUGGCAUGGUGGCAAAACUUGGGGACUUUGGCAUUGCAAGAGUACUGAACAACACCAUGGAGCUCGCUAGGACUUGUGUGGGAACACCAUACUAUCUGUCGCCAGAGAUCUGUCAGAAUAAACCCUACAAUAACAAAACGGAUAUUUGGUCUCUUGGCUGUGUCUUGUAUGAGCUGUGCACAUUAAGGCAUCCUUUUGAAGGCAACAGUUUACACCAGCUGGUUUUGAAGAUUUGCCAAGCGCGCUUCAAUCCAAUCUCCCCGAUGUUUUCUUCCGACCUCCGGCUCUUAAUUUCCCAGCUCUUCAAAGUAACUCCACGAGAUCGGCCGUCUGUUAAUUCCAUCCUGAAGAAACCCUUUUUGGAAAAGUUAAUUGCCCAGUUCUUGACCCCUGAGAUGAUGCAGGAGGAAUUCAGCCAUACACUUCUACCCAGAAAGAGGCCUUCAGCAAGUCAUCACGCGAAUAAGCCGGCUCAGGAUCCUAAAAAUCAGAGAGUGAAAUGCCAAGGGCGGUUUCUUCCAGCACCAAGGAUAUUGAUCUCUGCUGCCGAGAGGCAGGACUUACGACCCAGAAAGAUGUGGAACUCUCCUGGUGGAGCCCAACAACCCAUAUCUCAUCAAAGCGCCCAAGGCAGAGCGGUAGAAAGAGCAGAAGCCGCUCGAAUGGGUGGACAUUAUGACCAUUAUCAUGCUCAACUGGACAUCUUACAGAAGAGACCUGAUGAGCUGGACUGUCAGGAUGGUUCUCAGAUCGACAGAAGAAUGGAGGAAUAUUAUAAACACAAAGAAAGAUGGGUCCCACCUCCAGCUCAGUGGCCUGCUGAUUACCUUCAAAGGAAAUUUGAAGCCCAGCAGUAUAAACUGAAAGUGGAAAAGCAAUUGGGCCUUCGUCCGUCCUCUGCUGAGCCGACACCCAACCAGAGACUCAACCUAGACAGAAAGGGAGACCAGCCCAAAUGUCAGAAGCCACAAUCCAGAAAGAAUGUAGUUAAGGAAGAGGAGGCUUCCAGAGUGAAUCACAGGACCUACGUGGUCAAGCAGAGGAACCAGCCUGCUCUCAGCGAUGCUCCUCAAGGGGAAGACUCGAUCCAGGUGAUUGAAAGGAACUUGGAACAAAUCAAGCUGCUGAACAGAGAGGAAAGAAAAGUCCUGGAAAAGAAACACAAAGCUAAAGGAAGGGGAGGGGUCAAGUUUGAAAUCACUCUACAUUCCGCUCAUGAAAACGCCGCCGGGGAGGAGAUGGAAAACGACACAUUGAACGAAACUCUGACUUUCGUGAGUGGCAAGAAGCUCAAAGAGGAGCUCAGGAAGAUGCAAGUUGACUGUCCAGAAAAAGCUCCUCUAGGACUACUUUGUCCCAAAGCAGAUGAUCAGGUCUCUGUGGCUGAGGAAGUUGCAGAAAACAGGAAACAAUGGAAUAAAGAAGCCCCAGAGACACUGAUGAACAUCCUGGCAGCCGCGGAUCUGACCAGCGAUUCCUUCUCUGCGAGCGAAGGACAGUUUGAGGAGACAUUAAGAUGCUGGCUUCCCAAAGAAGUUGAGGGGAAGUCAGAAGCCGCCGCUGACAUCGAGGUGGAUGAAGAUCGACUUGAGCCCAGAUCAGAUGAUGAUGACACAAACUUUGAAGAAUCUGAAGAUGAGCUGAGAGAUGAGGUGGUGGACUCCCUAGAGAAACUUUUAAGUUCCAUAGAGGAGGAGAGGAGAGAAGAGCUGCCAGCCAAAACCCAAAGUGGAGAACAGCCUGAAACUGAAGAACGUUGGAGAAAGCAAACCUCUGAGAACUCACCUGAGGGUAGAGAACUCCACUCCGUUCCACCCACUGCGGAAAACAUGAUUUCCCAGGAGGGACGAGGAAGAGGGCAUGCCCAAAAGAUGCACGUGUGAGGAGUAAGUAUAUAGUCUUCUAGGUAAGAGCAGUUGAGCCUCAAUGCCACUGUCACUGAGCACGUGUGGGCAGAGGGAGGGAAGAGUAUUGGCCCAAGAGGUUGGAAAGACAGUUGACUCAGAGCGAGGAGUGGCAGGGAACGGGGAUGGCUUAGAGGCCCAGGGGCUGGGGGUCCUGGGGAUUGGACUAGUGUAUUCCAAGGGUGGGAGAGAGGCCAAGGUGCUGGUCAAACUGGAUGGGCAACCCAGGUGGCGAAGAGGAAGAUAAUUGGGGACGAGGUGGGGGUUGGAGCCGGGAAGGUAGGGAGGGGCCUGAGAAACAGACCUUGCUCCUUGUGGGCAGGGAUAAUGUCUUCCAACUUGACUGUCCUGGACUUUGGUAAGCGCUUAGUACAAUGCCCUGUGCACAGUAAGCGUUCAGUAAAUACCACUGAUUGAUCAGCCGAUG